Molecule: messenger RNA, 4137 nt
Organism: Lineus longissimus
Lineage: Eukaryota; Metazoa; Nemertea; Pilidiophora; Heteronemertea; Lineidae
Exons: 4
Coding region: 92-3148 (1018 amino acids)
Biological process (GO): regulation of transcription by RNA polymerase II
Cellular component (GO): nucleus
Molecular function (GO): DNA-binding transcription factor activity, RNA polymerase II-specific; protein binding
Source: RefSeq, a predicted model, not a curated record
UCUUCAAUGGAAGGGACUGUCUGCAAAUUUGUUCCCUACAAUAUUUCACCUCUAUGCUGGCAAGCUCUGCCUUUCAAAAGUGCCAAACAGAAUGGAUGCCAUUAAUGAUCCCUAUGUCGACCAUGCCGUUGCAGCAAUGAUGAAUGUGUCGGAUGUCCAACUUGGUGAAACAAUCCGUGAGAGACUGAAGAUCCAACGUGAUACUGGGCGAUUUUGUGAUGUCGUUUUCCACGUUCAUAGCAUCGAAUUUCUUGCGCAUCGCUGCAUCCUCGCAGCCUGCAGCCCUUACUUUGAUUCGGUAUUGGAUCUCAAUCGCUAUGGCAAGGAGCACCUAACAAUCUCUGCUGACUGGAAAAUCUUCUCUGAACUGAUAGAUUUUAUUUACACUGGGAAAAUUUAUAUCCAUGAGGGAAACGUUGCCGAACUAUUGCGCUUAUCUGGUUAUUUCCUCAUGUCUGGUUUAAAAGAUUACUGCGGUGAAUUUCUCGAGCGCUCAAUGAGCGUCAAAAACUGCCUUGGAAUUAAAGCAUUGUCUGAGAAGUGUGGUCUGUUGAAUCUUGCCAUAAACUCAACAGGAUUCAUCCAAGAGCACAUCAAUGAAAUAACUGGGGAAUUGGAACUUUUCGAACUUAGCAAAGCUAAAUUAGAGGCGUUCUUGAACAAUAAGGCAUUUAAUAUUUCAAAUGAGUUAAAAUUAGUCAUGAUUUCGCGUUGGGUUCUGCAUAAGUUGUCCGAUAGAGAAGAGGAGUUUAAGAAGUUGAUAUCUUUGGUACAGUUGCCACAAGUCGAUCAUUUGAGAGUCAUCGAGCUCAUCCAGAUUGAGAAUCUUUAUCAUGCCAGUGAACAUUGUCUCUAUCACAUAUUACAUGAGCUUUACUCCUUUGGCGUGCAAUUAGGACUGUUAGAGGUCACAUAUUCAGAUCUAUGUCGCAAGGUCGUGGAACAGCCAAGGAUUGAGGGGAAUGUGUUGGAUUUGGCGGUCAAUGCUGCUCUUGGUGAUAUGACACCAGCAAUGCAGGAGUAUACCACUCGGGAUUUGAGAAUGAAAAAGGAUAUGGCCCCAGGGACAGAGGGACUAGGUGAUCACUCUUUGUCAAGAGGUGACAGCACCUGUCUGUUGCAGGCCAGCCCCACAAUCAAAGACCAGAGUGGUUUUAUUGAGGUGGUAAUGCCCGCUCAAGGUGAAGGUAGCAAUGUUGAACCAAAGAUCGUUGACCAUCUUUCGUACACCAAAGUUGAAGACAUGGAGAUUGUCAAGGAGCACGUCUUUGAAGAAACAAAUGCUGUUGGGCAAGUGCAUUUCAAACCAAGAUUUCAAGGCAAUAGGGAAGAAAACCCAAACAGUGCUACGACUAGUAAAAGCUUAGGGGCUGUGAAAACUGAAAGUUUGGCCAUGCCUGGGAAAGAUAUCCAGGUACCUGUUGUUGCCAAAAGAGAGGCAUUGGAUGAAGAUAAGAUAUUGGAGGCUCAAGCUGCUGCUGCUGCAGAAGCAGUCCCCUCUGCUAGUGAGCUGUAUGAAGGUGAAACUGAUGAAGAUUUUGCAGAUGCUGACUAUGUUGCCGAUGACAACAAUGAUAACAAUGAAGAAAGUAAAGGUAUUGAAGAAGCGAAACCCAAGGUCAAGGCUGAACCGAAAGACACUCUUCCUGAGCAGAAUCGUAGAAAACGAAAGGGACGACCAAGGAAGACUGAGAAAGUGAAGGAGCGGAUGGAAGGAGACACCACUGGGAGCGAGGGAGAUGAGGAUGAGGAGUGGAAAGUGGAAACAACCAAAUCAAGGCCAUUUUCUAAGGCAAGGAAGAGGACAGUCAGGGCAAGACAUUCAACCACGAGUACCCAAGCGGACAAAAAGAAAAAGUUGGUCAUGAAGCUAUCCGUCAAACGGAAAAAAGGUGCUAAGAAACCAGUCCCUCCUAAAAAGACCCGAAUCAAGGUGAAGGCGGAUACUUUCAAGUGUGAAGAAUGUAAUUUCACUGCUAGGAGUCUGCAUCGUGUAGAAGUCCAUUCACUUGCUGCCCACAAACAGAAUGUGGUACAGGCUUGUGGUAAGUGUGACUUCAAGACCAACUGGAACAAGGAGUACUUCCAGCAUAUGAGAGGACACUUUACUGGCCCACCCUUCAGCUGCGAUGAGGAGGGUUGCAAAUAUGUCUCGGACAAGUUCCAGCUGUUGUUGCAUCAUCGGAGACGACAUUCUGACGACCGCCCCUUUGAAUGUGAGACCUGCCAGAUGAAGUUCAGGACGAAGAAUAAUCUGACGUCCCACGUCCGCUGUCACUCAGGUGAAAAACCUUUUGAAUGUCCUGAUUGUCAGAGAUGUUUUGCCACAAAGAGCACGUUGAACCAGCACAGCGUAACCCACAGCAAUCAUAGGCCGUACCUGUGUGACACAUGUGGCUUCUCGACCAAAUAUCAGUCCCAUCUCAUCGCACACAAACGUAUCCACACGGGGGAUGUGUACCGUUGUGUUCAUGCAGGCUGCACAUACUUUACACCAAAGAGGAGUCAACUGAAUGCCCAUAUGCGCAUUCACAUGUCCAUCAGGAGUCACAUCUGUAGUCAGUGCGGUCGUGGGUUUGUCGAACGAAGCCAUCUGGUGAGACACGAGAAACUUCACAGCAAUGAAAAAGGAUUCAAAUGCAGCGAUUGCGACUAUGCAAGUUACCGCCGUGACAAGUUGAAACUACACGUUGAGAAGCAUCAUUCGCCAGGUUCCAAUUCAAACACUUACAAACCACGUAAGCAACGGACUCAAAAGGUGCCAGGCCCCCAAAGUGUGUUUCAUCACAAUAUAAUGCCAGGGAACUAUGGGUUUCAAGGCGGCCCGUAUCCUGGGAUGCCCAGUGGGCAGCAGGUUGACACUAAACCUAUUGUUGAUGAGCAGAUGUAUGCAAGUUCACAGCUCGAGCCAAUGAACGUUCGGGAACAGUUCCCAAUGUAUCACAGGGCACCAACACCACCUCCUGGCAACCAAGGAUCUCCGACUGGUUUGUCGCCAAAUUCUAGUGGUGCGCCAACAACCUUGACAAAUGUUCGUCAACCAAGGGUGGCUGGUUACAUUGUGCAGCCUAUGUCUGAACAAAACCAAGGUGUUUACACCCCACAGGGGGAUAUCGGAGGUCUAGGUGCUUUUAUGGCGUUGUUUUAGAAGCACUGGUGGAUAUGUUGAAUAUUAUCCGAAAUGUAAUCUUGCAUUUUCUAUUGGAGAUCUAAAGCAGGCUCUAUAAUUAAAAUUUGAAUGUAUCUUUUAGGUUUGUUUCACUUGUUUUAGGUGCAUGACCCAGUGGACACAUCAGAGCCACACUGCUUUAGUUGGUUGUAUUGUAAUAGUUUUUGUUAUUUUAUUGUUCAGAGUCAUGGAAAUGAAUUCAGUGCAACUAUGUAAAUUGUGUACAUCUUAGAGGAUAGAUUUUUCAUGUUAUUCUACCAGUCAGACCUAGUCAGAUUUCAAGGGUUUUGAGACGUGUAUUCUACAAGUAAUGAGAUACCGUCUGAGAACUACUUGAAGCAAGUUUUUGAAAAAGUCUUCAUUCUGGUUAUCAGUGGAGCUUUAAGACACCCUUGAGUGACAAGUUAGGAGUUGAGUUACACUGGGCUGUCCUGUGACAGUUUAUAAUGCUUGUGUUCUGGCUGGCAUGCAUGAAGUGGUGCACAAUCGGAGCUUAGUCUGCUUGUGGCUGACUUCGGAUUGUUUCAUUUGUUUAUAUGUCUGAUAAGGCUAGUAUAUUCCUAAAAUGAUAAUUAGCUUGCAUUUUAUUUAUUUCACAAUUAAGCUUCAGAUGAAGCCAACAUACAAUAAAUUUUGCAUGAACUAAAAAUCUGAUUUAAAAUAUAAUGGAUUGUAAUGAAAAUUAUUUAUGAGGCCAAAAGAAGAAGAAAUCCAACAUGUUUAAUUUGAAAUAUUGGAUUUCACGUAUAUAGCAUUUUGCAAGGAAACUCGUAACUGUGUCUUAAGUAUUGGUUAUUAUACAAGUAGCCUUUAUUUCUUCCUGCCAGUCUUAGGCAAAUUCUUCAUAGAUUUGACUGUCCCAUGUACUGCAUUUGUUGGACACUGAUUAUGAUUACAGUUUCACAAGAUUAAGUUGUUUCUUCUUUCUCAUUUCACUCAUGAAUGGUUAAUAGGGCUGUGGAUGUGAC